Serendipita indica DSM 11827 is the source of this 777-nucleotide messenger RNA. NCBI's taxonomy places the organism in Eukaryota, Fungi, Basidiomycota, Agaricomycetes, Sebacinales, Serendipitaceae. The record is from the annotation of a GenBank genome assembly.
AUGGCCGGAACUACAGUCGACCUCUUGUUUUUCCCAAUAGACACACUCAAAACGCGAUUACAAUCCGCCCAAGGUUUUGUCAAGGCGGGAGGAUUUAAGGGAGUGUACAAAGGAGUAGGAAGUGUCGCAUUAGGGAGUGCUCCUGGUGCUGCCGCAUUCUUCACCACGUACGACACUCUAAAAAGAAACAUAAAGAUGCCAAAAGGAUGGGAGCCUAUGUCGCAUCUCAUUGCUGCUUCGUGCGGUGAAGUGGUCGCAUGCCUAGUACGAGUACCAACAGAAGUCAUCAAGUCUCGAACACAAACGUCUUCGUACGGUCCAUUAGCAUCGUCGCUGGCGUCUGCACGCAUGACGUUUCAAACCCACGGGAUUCGGGGAUUUUAUCGUGGAUUCGGUCCAACAAUCAUGCGUGAGAUUCCUUUUACCUCUAUCCAGUUUCCCCUCUACGAGUUUCUCAAGGUCAGAAUGGCGGAUGUGCGAGGAAAGAAGCGGGGUAGCCUUCUAGCGCACGAGGCAGCGGUUUGUGGCAGUAUCGCUGGUGGAGUAGCUGCUGCUCUUACAACUCCUUUGGACGUACUCAAGACACGAGUUAUGCUCGACCUAAGAGAGGGAUCAAAGAUUCCGUCGCCCUUGUCCCUACUCGCAAAUAUCUAUCGAGUUGAAGGAUCAAAGGCUCUGUUUGCUGGUGUAGUUCCAAGAACACUUUGGAUAUCUGCAGGAGGAGCCGUAUUUCUUGGGGCAUACGAGUGGACCGCUAGAACGCUUCAGGGUAUAUAG